This is a messenger RNA of Uranotaenia lowii, 3672 nucleotides long. RefSeq names its product activin receptor type-2A (gene put). Gene Ontology annotation, biological process: cellular response to growth factor stimulus; protein phosphorylation; activin receptor signaling pathway. Gene Ontology annotation, cellular component: activin receptor complex; plasma membrane. The transcript is spliced from 7 exons. Bases 952 to 2505 code for a protein of 517 amino acids. Lineage: Eukaryota; Metazoa; Arthropoda; Insecta; Diptera; Culicidae. Gene Ontology annotation, molecular function: ATP binding; activin receptor activity; activin binding. The record is from RefSeq and is a predicted model, not a curated record.
AGUAGACUUGAAAAAGGCAAAGCGACAUUGGAACGAACAAAAGGAAAUAGGAAAAGGCUACAUCUGGAAAUGAUCGGGUCGCGGACGGAGAAACUCGCGUAGAAAGUUUUGGAAUUAUUAUUGUUAAAUUUGUCCGUAGUUUUUCGAAGUUCGGUGUUCCCCGGUGGUAGGUUGUCGGAUGGCCUUCAAUGGUCAGCUAGCGAUUGGAAUCGAACAACGGGAGAUAUCAGUUUCCGCGAUUGAUUAUGUCAAGUGUUUCUAAACAGCAGUGCGGAUUCGCUGAAUGUUUCUGAGGACAGCUUCUGGCUGAGCCAGCAAAAGAAAGGUCACACAUACCCACCUAUUAAGGACAGUAUUCUUAAGAAUCCUGCGUGAAGCGAAUGGAAGAAUAGCAGUGAUCACAAAACCGAGUGCAUCGGAUUGUUGUUGAUAUUUUUCUGUGUUGUUCGUCAACAUCCGACAAAUCGCAAUCGUUUCAGGUGACGACAUCGUAAUUAGUGCUUCCAAGUGGCAGGUGCACAAUUAUUCAAUAAUCCGCUGUAGAAGGAAUUACCUAUAUUCCAAACGCUGAAUAAAGGCUAUGAAAGACGGCAUCAAGCGGCCAAGUAUGUAGUAACAUAAAAUCAUCCAGCCUAAAAACGAUGGAUUCCAGCGACAGUUACAAGUAAUUGCCAUCAGGCUUACGAGAUCGUCAGGAUUCCACGGAUUUUGCCAACCCAAGUUUAGUUCGAGGUGUGGAAAACAAGGGGAAGGCACAACUUCCUCCAGCCAAACUUGGCCGGGACACUUUCAGGCGAAAACAAGUCGAGGAAAAAUUAGUCUAAGCUGAACCACAGUAAAUCAUCAUCACCAUAGUCGAGCCAAAGGCAGUGCAUCGGAUCGGUUGGUUCCGUUUAGUUGAAAUCCUCAGCUUGGCGUGCAGUUUAGUGUAAGCCCGACUAAGCGAAAAUAAUGCGUACUAUUCUAUUCAUAGCUGCGAGUAUCGCAAUAUUCACCGUUCAGCUGGAAGCAUCGCUAAGCAGAAAUGCGCCGGAAUACAACAGUGGCGGGGGACCGCUCGUGUGCGAAACGUACGACUGCAAGGACGGCGACUGUACCGUUGGCAAGGAAGUCUGUGAGGAUGGCGAAUCGGACAAACCGAACGGGUGCUUCGUGGUAUGGAGUGUCAACAACAUUACCAACGAGGUCAAGGUAACGAUGAAAGGCUGCUUCGUCAAUCCAAGCGAGUGCAACAACACCGAAUGUAUCGACAACACCCAGGGUACAAAGAAUAACCUGAACUAUUGCUGCUGUCGGGCCAACAUGUGCAACCGGGAGCACAAGUGGAUCCCGGUCGUUACCAAAGCGCCGGAGGUGCGGAACCCGGAGAAGGCCGAUUCGAGCAUCUUCCUGACGGUGACCUUGCUGAUGACCCUCAGCUCGUUGAUCAUCCUCGGUGGCCUGACGUGCUUUUGGAAGCACCGAAAACAAGCUAUGUUCAAUGAAGUGCCAACGAUUGAGCCCGAAAUUACCAAUUCAUCACCAAACUUAGCGCUCAGGCCUAUAGAUUUGCAGGAACUCAAAGCACGAGGACGCUUCGGCGUUGUAUGGAAGGGUCAGUUGAUGUCCCAGGAAGUGGCGGUGAAAAUUUUCCCCAUGCAAGACAAGCAGUCGUGGAUCACGGAGCAGGAAAUUUUCAAACUACCUCGUAUGAACCACCCAAACAUUCUGCAGUUCAUCGGCUGCGAAAAACGUGUGGAACUGAACAAUACUGACUUUUGGCUGAUAACUGCCUAUUGCAGUCAUGGAUCGCUGUGCGAUUAUUUGAAAUCACAUACCGUCACCUGGCAGGAGCUUUGCCGCAUUGCCGAAAGUAUGUCCCGGGGGUUGAUGCAUCUGCACGAAGAAAUACAGAGCAGCAAAACGGAAGGCACGAAACCGUCGAUUGCCCAUCGUGAUUUCAAAAGCAAGAAUGUCUUGUUGAAGGACGAUCUAACGGCAUGCAUUGCAGACUUUGGUUUGGCUCUGAUUUUUACACCCGGAAAACCAUGUGGCGAUACCCACGGCCAGGUUGGAACACGCCGCUACAUGGCUCCGGAGAUCCUGGAAGGCGCAAUCAAUUUUACUCGGGAUGCAUUUCUUCGAAUUGAUGUGUACGCCUGUGGUUUGGUUCUGUGGGAGCUGGUAUCACGCUGUACCGCUCACGGUGGUCUAGUAGAAGAAUAUCGGUUGCCUUUCGAAGCCGAGCUUGGCUCGCAUCCGACGCUUGAGGAAAUGCAAGAAAAUGUGGUCACCAAAAAGCUACGACCCGGAAUAUCAGACCAUUGGAGGAUGCAUAAUGGUCUGAACGCCUUGUGCGACACGAUGGAGGAGUGCUGGGACCAUGACGCGGAGGCGCGUCUCUCGUCUUCCUGCGUGAUGGAACGGGUUAGCCAGCACAGCCGGUUCCAGGCGAUGACGCCGCUCCUGAUUGAGACCAACACGACAAACGAUCUGCCCCCGAAGGUUGCCACCGAAAGCGUUUAGAUACGUUCCGGACUAACGAAGGUAAUACUUAGGACGUAACUUUGCCGCACUUAUGUGCGGAUCACCGAAGUUCAAUCAAGAGAGUUCCAGAGAAAAAGGUAAGAAAGUACGAAUUUACUAAUACGAAGCAAAGAGUUGAUUCUGUGACUCCACGCCACGAUUCUAUGGCGUGUCAGAUUUUAAAACUGAAAACGAAUGUUGUUCUGGAGAAGAUUUUUACCGAGAUCCUCAUCGAGACUAUUUUUACUUUUCAAAACUAGAACUGUAAGAUAUAAUCAGUAAAGUAUAUCAAAUAAAUUUUAGACGUAAUCAAAGAUGGAAAAACAUAUACUUAAGGCUCGUCUUUAAAAUCUUUAACUCAACGGCAAGCUGCAGAGAUAAAUUUUAUUGUCUAUUUGGGCUUGCUACAUACGGAAGAUAGAAGUUGAGAAGUCUCAAUAAAACCUUAUGAACUUGACGUUCAGGGAGCUAUCUGAAGGUAGCGUCUUUUUCUAUUGUUUUCGUCGCAAUGAACCUCCGAUAAAAUACCUCUUCCAACAAAUAAAAGAGAAAUAAAAACAUAAAAUCAUAAAAUUAUUAUAGCUAAUCUCGCCGAGAUUCUUAAAUGCGGAAAUGUUUUCAGUUGAAUCCUUUGGGGUGAGGCCUUUAACGAUCGCAAGCGAUCGAUAAAAACGACUGUUGGGACUGACACGCUAUCAUAUUUGGCGUCUUUUGGAAAGCAAAAGAAUGAAUGCGAUGGAUUGAUUGGAAAAAAAGGUUAGAACAGUUUAAAAAAAAAUAUAUAAAAGCAACCACUGCUUAACGUCUCAGUGAUUUAUGUACUUUCUUCAGGAAGGAAGUUUGAGUGUUUAAGAUUUUUGAUACAUAUAUAAACAAUUAGAUGAAACCCCUUUAAGUCUAGCUUUUUCUAAGAAUUAUGCGUUUAACCGGUUUCUGAAGUCCAAUUUAGAUGAAUGAAUACGUUUGUGUUAGUAAUUAAAUCAUUCAAAAAGUUCAAACAAUAACACGAUGUGUUGCAUUCAUGCGAUCAUUUAUAGAGCGAUUUUCUUUUUUUAAAGUUUUGGUGACUCAUGAACUAUGAUAUAUUUUUAUAAGAACUUUCCUCCAAUAUUGAACUUGUAUGCCAUGAUAAUUUAAAAAAAAAAUCUAAAUCAGCUUCAAACCUUA